Hyla sarda is the source of this 960-nucleotide messenger RNA. RefSeq names its product fibrinogen-like protein 1-like protein. The transcript has 4 exons. Bases 193 to 960 code for a protein of 255 amino acids. NCBI's taxonomy places the organism in Eukaryota, Metazoa, Chordata, Amphibia, Anura, Hylidae. The record is from RefSeq and is a predicted model, not a curated record.
CUCCGCCGUAUUGUGGACUUAUCUGGUUACCUGCCCGAUUGCUACAAUAUCCAUCUCGAGGAGCUGAACUCAUAAGGGGUCCAAGGGAAGCAUGGGUCUCGGGCACUGCUCUUCCUGUUCGGAGGGGUAGUUUGUGCUGUUUAUGGGUACAAGCUGGAACUGUCUGCAAUAUUAAGCCUUCAAAAUGACCAUAUGUUAAAUGGAAUAACUGAAGAGGAUAUCAUAAACUACCCAAAUGGUGGUAAAAGUUAUCCUCAGAGCUGUACUGCAAUAAAGAAUGAAAAAAGUGGUCUGUAUGUCGUGGAGCCUCUACCUAGUAAGCGCCUGUUGGUAUGGUGUGAACUUGAUGGAAAAGAUGGAGGCUGGACUGUCAUUCAAAGGAACUGUCAUAAAAAUCCAAGAAUCUGGGAUACUACUUGGGCUUAUUACAAGAAAGGUUUUGGAGAUCUAAAAGGUGACCAUUGGCUCGGUAAUGAGUUGAUACAUUUACUGAGUACCCAACAGCUACACCAUGUACGUUUUCGCCUCCGGCCAUCAUCUGGAUUAGAGCACCUAGCCAAUUACGACUCAUUCUCGCUUGAGGGGGAAAAUCUUUGCUAUCGGAUUAGGUUAGGAAGGUACUCAGGUAGUGCUGGUGAUGCCAUGACAUCUGGAGAGCCCAGUGCCGGUCAUGACAACAUGAAAUUUUCCACCCGUGAUCAAGACAAUGAUUUGUCAGGGUCCAACUGCGCCUAUAUUGGUGGGGGUGGCUGGUGGUAUGACAACUGCAGGUUCGCUAAUCUAAAUACUGGUACUGGUAUUUACUGGCAACAACUAUGCAAGGGAAAUUGUCAGUCAAGUCAUAUCCUUAUACAGCCUGUUCAAAACUGUUCAGCGGGGGUCAUUGUAUCAUUAUUCAUGAUUAUUAUGCCUAAUGAAGCCUAUCACUAUCUAGAUAUUGUCAUGGCUGUUGCAGAAUGA